AUGGAUCGCCCGGUGUUAUUGCUUCUCUGGCUGUCCCUGUCAUAUGUUUCCUGGGCUCAACCAAGCCUCAGCAUUGUCACCUCCGUGGUGUAUGUUACAAGCACGAUCUGUCCAGUCCCUCCCAGCUGUCUAAGGUCUACCUCAUCCGUAUCGAGCACCUCGCUCCCGCCCUCUACCACGACCAAUUCUCCCAUCGAGACUACGACAUCCACAACCAGUGGUGCGGUCGCUUCUCCGACCGAUGACCCGUUCACAAUCCGUGUCUUGACUCAAGACGGAGGUUUACAAAAGCGAACAUACCAUUACGUUGCGUUCGACGACAGCGUUGCCGUCACUGUGGAUGACCUGCAAGAUGCUGCUCUGUUCUACCUCACGAACGGAUAUCUGAUCAGUGACGGCAUGUUUAUAGGCGUGACCAAUGCCACUGGAUUCCAGCUCCUACAGAAAUACGGCCAACCCGUCAACGUGAGUCAGGGCUGGACCAUGGGUCCAGAUCGUGGCGUCUCGUUCCACGGUGCGCUAUUCACCACGGAAGAUGGCACAGCUGAUUUCUGUGCCCUUCCUGACGGGACUCUGGUGAUGGAAAUCACAGACUCGCCUGACAUUUACUCAGAUGCAGAACUGGCGGCGCUUCCCAAUGCAGUCUACGACGAGCGCCGAAAGUUCGGGUCCGUUGGCCUCGACGACCAGCCAGGAUAUUGGAACAACGGCAACAACGACAACGACCGAUAA
Messenger RNA from Capronia coronata CBS 617.96, 732 nucleotides. RefSeq lists its product as uncharacterized. The transcript has 2 exons. The record is from RefSeq and is a predicted model, not a curated record. NCBI's taxonomy places the organism in Eukaryota, Fungi, Ascomycota, Eurotiomycetes, Chaetothyriales, Herpotrichiellaceae. The coding region runs from base 1 to 732 and encodes 243 amino acids.